Eutrema salsugineum is the source of this 967-nucleotide messenger RNA. RefSeq names its product 30S ribosomal protein S6 alpha, chloroplastic. Gene Ontology annotation, cellular component: ribosome. The transcript has 2 exons. Bases 76 to 705 code for a protein of 209 amino acids. Gene Ontology annotation, molecular function: structural constituent of ribosome; small ribosomal subunit rRNA binding. Gene Ontology annotation, biological process: translation. NCBI's taxonomy places the organism in Eukaryota, Viridiplantae, Streptophyta, Magnoliopsida, Brassicales, Brassicaceae. The record is from RefSeq and is a predicted model, not a curated record.
AUCCAAAUUACCCCAUCGCCUUAGCUUUCUCGAAGCUCCUGUGUUUACUUCUAAUAAGCUCUCCAUCUCUUAACAAUGGCGGCGUCCUGUCUAUCGAAUUCUCCAAUUUGCACUCACUCUCUGCCUAAUAUCUCAUCGCAGCCACUCCUCUCUUUCUCUCAUUCCCUCAGGCCAUUCAUUUCCAAGUCGAAACCUAUUGCCUCGCUACAGCAGCAAAAGAGAGAUAACUCUGGAUUCGUGGUGAAAUCUCAGGCUCUUGAUUUCUCCGGUACUUUCUUUGAAGGUGGAUUCGGGUCGGACGAUGACCCGACAUCUACUUCCGGGUCGGGCGUGUCAACCGCCCUCGAGGACAAACCGGAACCUCAGUGCCCACCUGGGCUUAGACAGUACGAAACAAUGGCGGUCUUGAGACCAGACAUGUCUGAAGAUGAGCGGCUUGGUCUUACCCAGAAAUACGAAGAGUUGCUUGUGGCAGGAGGUGGAAUGUAUGUGGAAGUUUUCAACAGAGGAGUGAUUCCAUUGGCUUACAGCAUCAGAAAGAAGAACAAAGCCGGAGAAACUAACACUUACUUGGAUGGAAUCUACCUUCUCUUCACUUACUUCACCAAACCCGAAUCAAUAACUCCACUCGAAGCCGUUCUCACUGCGGAUGACGACAUUAUCCGAUCUUCUUCCUUCAAGAUAAAGAAGAGGAAGUACAACUGAAGAGACCAUCAACAUUGUGUGUAUGUGACAAGAGUUAGAUUCUUUUUGUUGUCCAAUGUUUCUUUCAAACAAAGGUAAAUUUAUCUUUAUUCGGUUCAUUGCUCUGUCAAGUUUUAUGAAUUUUUUAAUUUUCUUUUGUGUGAAUUGCUCUGUUUUCAUGUGUUAUAGAGUGUGAGAAACUCUAAUGCAAAAAUGCUGUAAGAACAAAGUCUUAAGCUCUAAAUCGCCAUACAAGUUUGGGAUGCAUGAGUGGUUUAGCAAA